GUGAGUAAGUAGUGAGUAUUUUCAAGAGUUCCAUUUUAUUUCCCAGCGGACUUUGAUCGCAAUGGAUCCCCUCCUUUUUUUUUUUUUUUUUUUUUUUGAGAACCAACCACCUCGACUCCAAGUUCUAGAAGACUAACUAGGGAGGAUAAUAAUACCUAGCAAUAAGUGGCAAUACACCACAAUCCCCGCUUCACUUGCCACCACUUAAAGUACUUUACCUGGCACUCGAUUCUACUAGGUAUGUAUAUAUCUGUAGAGAUGCAUGUAUGUAUGUAUGUUGUACGUCCAGUUGUUCCGGAAGGGGCUGUGCAGGAAAGAAAAGAAAGAUAUCUCCACAUUUCCAAUUCCACCUGAAUUCAUUCAUUCAAUGUGCCUGGUUUGACUGCAUCCAGUGGAGGAGGGAAAAAGUUAAAAAAAAAUGUUGCCGCCUGCGGAACCUGAAUCUUGAAAACAGACUUGAUUUUGGGUCAGUGAUUGUUGUUGACACUCGCUGGAUUCUAUCACCUCAUCUCUCUCUCUUCUUGUAUCUUCUUUCUCUUCUCUUGUCUUGCUCUACUCAGUAUAUAACAACCCCCACGGUGGUUUCCUGCUACCUGCCAUCGCCGCAAAGAAAUCCGCUAUUAUUGCCUGCGAAGAAUUCCUCUCUUCCUUCUUUGCUGCUUCUUUUUGGGUUCACUCACUUUUCUUCCUUCCUUUCUCUGUUUAUAUUAUUCCCUCGCUUUUAUUUUCAUCCUGAGCGCUGAAGGAUGAGUCCUCCAGCUUCUUACCCAACGUCAUAACCCCACUGCGACGAUCAGCGCCCUGUGCGACCGACUAACGUGUUUA
Molecule: messenger RNA, 825 nt
Organism: Aspergillus ochraceoroseus IBT 24754
Lineage: Eukaryota; Fungi; Ascomycota; Eurotiomycetes; Eurotiales; Aspergillaceae
Exons: 1
Coding region: 267-743 (158 amino acids)
Source: RefSeq, a predicted model, not a curated record